CGUCGCAGUGACGUCAUCGCGGAGUUGCCAUGGCGGCGCUGAGCGGCCUGUCGUCGGCGCUGGAGUCGUAUAGGGGCCGGGACCGCCUGAUCCGAACGCUGGGGUACUGCUGCCAGCUGGUCGGUGGGGUCCUGACGGAACAGUGUCCGGCCAGGUCAGAGGUGGGGACGCGCCUGCUGGCGCUGUCCUCCCAGCUCAGCCACUGCAGGACUGUCCUGCGACUCUUUGACGACCUGGCCAUGUUCAUCUACACUAAACAGUAUGGCCUGGGGGCAGAGGAGGAAGGCAUCUUUGUCCGCUGCGUGUCUGUCCUGGGCAACCUGGCCGACCAGCUCUACUACCCCUGCGAGCAUGUCGCCUGGGCCGCGGACGCCAAGAUCCUCCACGUGGACUCUGCCCGGUGGUGGACACUGAGCACAGCCUGCUGGGGCCUCUCCCUGCUCCUGGGGAUCGCCAGGUCCCUGUGGAUGGUCCUGACGCUGAGACAGAGGCUGAGGAGCCCCACAGCGCCCUUCCCCAGCCAGCUGCCCCCUAGCAAGAGGAGGGCCAUGCAGGCCCAGGUCCAGUCGGAGGUGCUGACUGUCCUGAGCAACCUGGCCGACCUGGCCAAUGCCGUGCACUGGCUGCCCCCGGGCGUCCUGUGGGCCGGCCGCUUCCCCCCGUGGCUGGUGGGCCUCCUGGGCACCGUCUCCUCCCUCCUCAGCGUCUAUCAGGCAGUCCGGGCCGGCCAGGCCGAUGCCGCCAACCCCUGACACGCUGCGGGGAGCUCGUGGAUGCAGCCGAAGCCAGACAGAGGGCCCCUUCCUCCAAAGGAGAAAUCACCCAGGCAGGGGCUGGGUCUCUAACUGAGCAAAUCAAGGCCAGGUGUGGGGAGAUGCAACCCAAAGACGGCACGGAGCAGCGGGGGGCGAGGUCCCCCAGGCGCUGGGGCCAGGACCUUUCCUCCCAGGCCUGGCUUCUCUC
Messenger RNA from Ceratotherium simum simum (southern white rhinoceros), 963 nucleotides. It is a transcript of the gene PEX11G, whose product is annotated as peroxisomal biogenesis factor 11 gamma. NCBI's taxonomy places the organism in Eukaryota, Metazoa, Chordata, Mammalia, Perissodactyla, Rhinocerotidae. The record is from RefSeq and is a predicted model, not a curated record. Gene Ontology annotation, biological process: peroxisome fission. Gene Ontology annotation, cellular component: peroxisomal membrane.